GUGAGGUGUGAGUCAGGAUCCAUCAACUGAUAGUGAUACAAUACAACAACCAUUGACUUGAUUUGAGUAAUCUCUCCACCCGAAGAAUAACAGAACCUUGUGACCUACAUAACCUGAACCCCUCCGCCACGCACACAGAACAUUGUUACGAUCCGAUCGUGAAGGUUUCGUCAUCGUGGAUUCUGAUCCACAGUGCAACAAUUGCACCCGUCAUGCUUCGCAGAUCCCUCAUCAUCAUCCUACACUUGUCGUUGUUGUCGUUCGGAUAUGCGGAUCCCGCUCCCAAUUGCACUCGCCUCAGCUCCGUCGUCAAUUCGGAGUCGGAGUUCGAAAUGGUUCAACACCAACUCCGAGGAUCCCUGAAAAUCAGGGACGAUUGCUCCUUUAGGGUUUCCCAAUUCGACAUGCUUCCCGGUUCCGACGUCCACUGGUGGGGUGCGCAGGCUUCCGAUUUCGAUAACCUCACCGCCGGAUUCAUUGUUUCCAACUACGGAUUGAACGGAACCUACAACAACUCCACCUUCGAUGUGCAUUUGUUGAGCAAUGUUUCCUGGAGCAUGAUCAACGUCCUCGCCGUCUGGGAUCGUGCCACCGCCUCCGAUUUCGGCCACGUCGUGCUCCGCAAGGACGCCCCGGCGUCGCCUCCUCCUCCGACGGUGUUCGAGAAUUGCAAGGUUUUGUCGAAGAAUUUCAGGUUGAGGUGGAGUUUGAAUGUGUCCGAGGAUUCUCUUGAAAUUGGGUUGGAGGCCGCGACUGGGAUCACCAAUUACAUGGCUUUUGGGUGGGCUAAUUCCAGUGCUCAAGAUUCUGAUCUCAUGAUUGGUGCUGAUGUUGUCGUUGCAGGGUUUAAGGAAGAUGGUAUGCCCUUUGUGGAUGAUUUUUUCAUUACUAAGUAUAGUGAGUGUGUGAGAAAUAGUGAUGGAGUUGCUCAAGGGGUAUGUCCUGAUUCCUUUUAUGAAGGCCCUGAUGGGGUGGGUUUAGUCAACAAUUCAAUGUUGGUUUAUGGCCAUAGGAAGGAUGGGGUGACCUUUGUCAGAUACCGCAGGCAUUUGACUAAGGUCGAUGGAAAGUAUGAUCAUCCCGUGAACCAUUCAGCGAAUAUGAAGGUUAUUUGGGCUUUGGGGCGUAUCAAGCCUCCUGAUUCUAUUAAUCCUUACUAUCUUCCUCAGAAUCAUGGGGCCGUGAAUUAUGGCCAUUUGGUUUUGAAUGUCUCGGAGCAUGUGAAUGAGUGUACAGGUCCCUUGGAUGCUGAAGACAAAGAAGAUCAAGGUCUCAUCACUGCAGAUGCAAAUGUUCCCUUGGUGGUUUCUUCUGCUCCGGCAAUGCAUUACCCCAACCCUCCAAAUCCUGAAAAGGUUCUUUAUAUCAACAAAAAGGAAGCUCCUGUCUUGAGAGUGGAAAGAGGGGUGCCGGUCAAGUUUUCGAUCCAAGCCGGGCACGAUGUUGCACUUUAUAUUACUUCGGAUCCGCUUGGUGGAAAUGCUACCACGAGAAAUCUGACUGAGACUAUUUAUGCUGGAGGUCCAGAGGCCCACGGAGUUCAAGCCAGUCCUACAGAAUUAGUUUGGGCUCCUGACAGGAACACUCCUGAUCACGUCUACUAUCAUUCCUUGUUCGACCAGAAGAUGGGUUGGAAGGUCGAGGUGGUUGAUGGGGGUCUAUCGGACAUGUAUAAUAACAGUGUCAUUUUGGAUGAUCAACAGGUUACCUUCUUUUGGACAUUGUCAAAGGAUUCCAUAUCUAUUGCAGCUCGUGGCGAGAAAAAAAGUGGUUAUAUUGCCAUAGGGUUUGGAAGUGGAAUGGUGAACAGCUAUGUGUAUGUGGGUUGGAUUGAUGAUACUGGUGUGGGACAUGUAAACACUUAUUGGAUUGAUGGAAAGGAUGCUUCAAGCAUACACGGCACGCAGGAAAAUUUGACACAUGUGAGAUGCAAAACAGAAAAUGGCAUCAUUACUUUUGAGUUUACUCGUCCCUUGGACCCGUCUUGUAGGCGGGAAAAGAGGGUAGAAUGUAAAAAUAUCGUUGAUCCCACAACUCCUCUCAAAGUUGUUUGGGCAAUGGGUGCUAAAUGGACUGAUGAUCAUCUUACUGACAGGAAUAUGCAUUCUAGUACAAGUAAUAGGGCUAUUCUUGUACACCUGAUGCGUGGUUCAGCAGAGGCGGAGCAGGAUUUACUUCCUGUUUUGGCUGUGCAUGGAUUUAUGAUGUUUGUUGCAUGGGGUAUCCUGUUUCCUGGAGGGAUAUUGGCAGCCAGGUACUUAAAACAUCUCAAGGGCGAUGGAUGGUACCGGAUUCAUGUUUACUUGCAAUACUCAGGGUUAGUAAUUGUUCUGCUUGCCCUUCUUUUUGCUGUGGCUGAGCUUAGGGGAUUUUAUUUCAGCUCAACUCAUGUUAAAUUUGGAUUUGCUACUAUAUUGUUGGCUUGCAUACAGCCAGCAAAUGCUUUCCUAAGGCCUCCAAAACCAGCCAAUGGGGAGCAGGCAUCCUCCAAGAGGGUUAUUUGGGAGUGUUUUCACACAAUUGUUGGUAGAUGUGCCAUUGUUGUUGGCAUUGCUGCACUUUUUACUGGGAUGAAGCAUCUAGGAGACAGAUACGAUGUGGAAAAUGUCCAUGGACUCAGAUGGGCUAUGGCAAUUUGGUUUUUAAUUGGUGCAUUGAUUGUUAUUUAUUUGGAAUACCAUGAAAGGCAGCGAAUAGGGCGGCAGAUAUCUGGAAGAGGCAAUUGGGUGCUUGGUAAUCUUGAGGAAGAUGAUUCAGUUGAUCUCUUGAGGUCAACCAGAACAACUGCAGAUAAAGAGUUGCAACACUCUGCGAGAAUGGAAGUCCAGUUAGAACCUUUGAACAGAUAAAUUUGCAUUCAUUAAGUUCUAAUAGAUAGUUGCCGUUCUGGUCAAUUUUGCAUUUAAUCAUUGAGCUGGCAUUCUUCUUUAUUUGUUAUGAGGCAUUUUCUGAGGUGAAAAGGGAGGCAGUUGCUUAUCAAUCUCUAUUUUCAACAUAUAUUGCUUUCUAAUUUCUAUGAAGAGUAGCUUUCCUGCAGCAUAUAUUUCCUAUAGUGAUACAUCUUCAACUGAGUAGGUUAUAUCAAUUCAUCACUCCAGCAGCUUCACUAUUUCUUUUACUACUUCAUCCCAAAAUAGAAGAAAUCAAACUUUACGAGGUGAAAGCUUUCUUGUUGAUCAAUGUAGGUUCUGUAUGGUUAGUUUUUAUAAGAGAUGAUUCGAGACAUGGAAUGCUAUCUGGCCAAAGGCAUUGUUGUAAAUUAUGAGAUGCAGAAAGUUAAUACAUAAUUUUUUCUUGACGAUAAUACUAUAUGGUUUUAGAUUAUCUGUGAUUGCAGGUUUCAUCUUUGGUUCUCUUAAUGUCUCCAUGAUCCUUCCUAGUAAUAUUAAUUUUAACUAUAAAAGUUAAAUACAAAUGACUUAAUAGUUUAGACACCUUUAUUGCUUGAAAAUGGUUGAAGUAUCAGUUGAAAUUAUUGCAAUCCCAGCAGUUACUAGAAGCAUCUUAUAUAAACUGGCAAUAUUUACAAUAAGCACGUGUGAAGAUUUAAGCAUUGUAUAGAACUUUAUUAUUGUAAUUUGAUGUGAUGGAAAUUAGAGGAAAUUUGGGAUCUUGCCUUUUGUUGUGAAUGAUAUUUUUCAGUUAAUCAAUUAAGCUUAGCAUUAUUGAGAAAGACAAAUUUUCUUACAAAUCACUAAAAGUUUGUUUUGUUGUAGAUUCCUAACCCACCUUGAAAUAUGUUCGAGGCUUAGAGUCGCGAGAGUUUGCCUUUGAAUUUUAAAUAAAUCUUGGAUAGAUUUAGUCUUUGCAAUUGUUACACCUUCUGCUCUUUAUUUUUCUGUUUUAGUUAGCUAUUGCAAUCCCAAUAAAAUCAAACAGCAGUUUAGAUUUUUUAGCAAGUUUCAAAUUGGUUGUAAGCCUGUAAAUAAGCAUUCUCAUUUAUGAAAUAUUUUAUUCUUUCUUCAAUUUUAAUCUCUCCUAGUUCCAGUAUUUUGGUUUUUUUCAAAUCUGAUAUUUAACUGGUAUAAAGAGCUGGCUUCCUUUGUGUUUGGGGGCAAAGAGGUUGAGUGCAAACACUAGUGAGGUUGAGAAAUUUAUUUUCAGGCAUCUGGGUGAAAAUAUGUCUACUUCUAGUAAUUCAUCUACAAUUCCAGUGUUUAAAGGUAAAACUAUCACAUUUGGAAUCGUGCAACCUGGAGGCUGAGGUUGCUGGCCGAGAACACAGUUUACAGACUACCAAGGAUUCCUAUGAUUUGAAGCUAGCACCAAGGGCCUAUUAUAGCAUAAUUGACUCUUACUUAAUCCAACUUGGAUUCAGGAGUGAAAAUCAAACAAGUCUAUAUUUGAUAUAAAUGAUUGUGGUUUGUAACUUGUAGUGUCACUUUAUGUUGAUGACAUGCUUGUGAUAGGAAGUAAUUUACCUUUGCUGGCCAAGUUCAAAAUGGAAAUGGAAGACAUAUAUGAGAUGUCUGAUCUUUGGCAUCAUGAAUUACUUUGUUGGAAUGAAAGUAUUCCAAUGUGGCUCAGUUAUAUUUAUUUCACAAAGAAAAUAUGUUGUUAUUUGUUAACAAUCUCAAGUGUAAGUUAGAAUCAUGCAAAGAAGUACCAACUUUGCUAGCACAAAGUUAGAAAAUUUCUAUGAAUGAUGGUGAGAAACUUAAAGAGCCCUCUGCAUAUAGAAGCUUGAUGGGUAGUUUACUGUACUUGACAAUGACUAGACUUGAUGUUUCCAACUAUUUUACUUUCAAGGUUCAUAAGUUCACCAAGCAAUGUUCUCAUCAUCUCAUGGGAGUAGCAAAAAGGGUGCUGAAAUAUGUCAAAGGUACAACAAAUUUUUGCAUCUAGUAUUUAAAGAUAGGAAUUGUUAAGCUAAAUGUCUGUGUUGGCAGUGAGUGGGCAGGAAGUGUAGAUGGCAUGAAGACCAAAUUCAAGCUAUGCAGUUACAAUUGGUUCAUGUAUUGUGUUUUUUACCAGUUUAUUUUCAUGUAUUAUUUUAUAGAAUGCAAAAAUUGCAUGUAGUGGCACAAUCAAUUGCUAAAUUAGAGUAUGUCCCACUAGCAACUAUUGUUGUUAAACUCUAGAGUUAAUUCAUAGACUUUUGCAAAUUUAUUGUAAAUGAUAACUGAUCAUAUGUACAGGUUAAAUUUAUUGUAAAUGAUAACUGUUGUUGUCCCACUAGCAACUAUUGUUGUUAAACUCUAGAGUUAAUGACUUUUAACGAAUUCUCUCAAUUCAACUUAAAUCAGUCAAAAUAUAAUGUGACAAUUAGAUAUAGAGUGAGUGAAAGAAAAAAAGGUUAAUAGAAAUAGGUAACAAAUAAGUCCAAUCAAAUGCAAUUGCAUACUUGGUUGUUGUUUCUUUUUUUUUCAAUUUUUGGCACAGGUUCGUAAAGGUCAAACAUACAUUUUUGGUUAAAAAAUGAAAGUGUCACUGUCGUGGUCAAACAUAGCAUGAAAAAGAUUUAUUUUAACAGACAAUGGUACAUUAGCACACAGUGCAUUGCACUGUACUGCACCCUCUAGACUCGUACUCAUAUCAUACACAACACAACAGCCUCUAGCACACAUUGCAAGUGCUUUUUGUCCUAAGAAGGAACAAUGAAAAACAAAGGGAAGCAGGUUCAGCUUAUGGAUUCUUCUCACUCUGAUUCACCCAAGAACCAGUCAGAGUCUAGGUGCCCUCCUUAUACCAAGAAACGUUUGAUUCCAGAUUCCACUGUCAUUUCUACCCGCCAUGCCUCUUUGAGAUCAGCAAAGAAGCUUAUUGAAACUAGAGGAACAUCUGUUGAUGUAGCUCAAAUGAAAAAAGCGAGUGAGGAUGAGAACCCGGUGGCUAAUCACUCAGUUCAAAUGGAAGAGCACAAUGCAUUUGAAGCCCAAUUUAUCCCUUUUGAGCAGGAACAUUUGGAAGAGGAUAUUGAAGCAUCUAACUCUGGGGAAAGUUCAGACAAGAACAAUGACAAGUCCAUUUCAAUGGUUGGACAUCCAUCCUUCUGCCUCAAUUUACUGAAUUUAUUAAUAUGGGGAACAAUGAGGUUAAUUUUGUUGGACAAAGAUCAUGGAUUGACAAGGUUGAAGGAUACUAAGUGAAGAAGCCAGAAUUCAUCCCCAUAUUAAGAAACAUUCUUAAUAAGCAUGGAGAUGUUUUUAAGAAUUCUAUGGUAUCAACAACGACACUCCGGUCAAUUUUCUUGGGGGUGAUAUGUGGCAUCAUUUUAGAACUGAAAGACAAGGUUCUCCAUAAAAUCACAGAAGAUGAGCUGCAUUACAUAAUUGCUUUUGUAAACGAGAUGAAAAGUAUGAAAGUGGACAUUGAGUGGCUUCUCCUGAGACUGGAAGAGAUACUUGAGGCAAGACAGAUUCUUGAACAAUCUUGCAUGACAAAAGAGGAAAAAUGAUAGGAACAAAGAGGUCAUUGAAUUUGUCGAGAAAGAAUUGGAAUGUUGUGAAGCAGAAAAGAAGUCACUGGAAGCAAAGAUCCAAUCGUUCCAAUCAUUAGUUGAUAGAAUUUGUAAUAGAGAGACAACUUGCAAGAAGAUACUUACUAGAGCACAGGAUGAGUCUGCCAGGAUAUCUCAACUUAUCACAAAGUGGCCUUUGUUAAUUGCUCUCUGGCGGAUGGCUUGAUUUAGUUUUGCCAUUUCUUCUCCUUCACUCUCCUUUUUCAACGUAGUGAUUUUGGGAUUGUUUAAUGAGUGAUCUUUUAUGAAUGUUCACAUCUAUGGAUAUAUUUAGCUCGUCAAAAUAUAUUUUAAUGUAAAUUUAGGUGACUUCCUGCAGUCA
Glycine soja is the source of this 6782-nucleotide messenger RNA. RefSeq names its product cytochrome b561, DM13 and DOMON domain-containing protein At5g54830-like. The record is from RefSeq and is a predicted model, not a curated record. Lineage: Eukaryota; Viridiplantae; Streptophyta; Magnoliopsida; Fabales; Fabaceae. The transcript has 2 exons. Bases 213 to 2849 code for a protein of 878 amino acids.